AUGAGAUAUAGCCAUGUUUUGAGAUAUGCGGCUCGAAAUCCCGGUUUGGACUCAGCAACGAGACAGAAGCUCAUUGCCCAAUGCCUUAAUUUGGACUUUGACCAUUUGUUACAGAGUGUUAAGAAAUUACCACUAGAUAAACUGGACGAAAGCUUUCUGCACUUAUUUCUAGCCAAAAGUGUCCAAAACGCCCAUGUCCCGUCUGUAGAUUAUCUGUGGUACCGGUUUGUGAUGGGACGUAAGGUCUUAGCAGUGAGGCCUUCGUUGCUGUGUGCCAUUGGAACGCUGGCCCUCAAUGGAAACAAGCCAUUUUUGCCAUCCCAACUGUGUGACCAUUUCGAUUAUUUCUACGGUCAGGAAAUCGGUUUUGAAGAAACUCGAUUUGAGCUGCUUCGCAUCAAAGUCGAAAGUUUUGCCAAGAGUAAUUGUGGGCCCGCCACUACGUUCCGCGAAAAGUGGAAGGUAUUUUUACAAGACAUUGACGGCUGUGUCAAUCCUGCAUGUGUGUUCCGAGUCCGUGAUUUUCCGCAUCUAUCGCAGUCGGUUCGGGAUGCCGACCCGGAGCUGCUGGAGAAAUUGUUGUUUAGCGAGAACAAAAUCCCAAUCAAGAACGCCACCACAUUACCCUUGCUGCUGAACAUGAUCCUGCUUGAUGACUCUUUGGACAUCGAUUUCAAAAUCAGACUUUUCUACAAUUUCUACGAAUCCCAUCGCACCCUAAGUUACAACGACUCCAUCAGCAUACUGUUGCACUAUCUACAAGGAGACUUUUACCGAACCACCAAGCUCAUGCAAUAUUUGACAAAAAACUGUCUUCUGAUUCCAUCGCUGGGAGCUAAGAGUCUUUUUGCUGCCGCAAAUGCACAGCAUUCUCUCCAAGGGUAA
Molecule: messenger RNA, 885 nt
Organism: Lachancea sp. 'fantastica'
Lineage: Eukaryota; Fungi; Ascomycota; Saccharomycetes; Saccharomycetales; Saccharomycetaceae
Source: the annotation of a GenBank genome assembly